This is a messenger RNA of Aspergillus terreus NIH2624, 2292 nucleotides long. RefSeq names its product putative JmjC domain protein. NCBI's taxonomy places the organism in Eukaryota, Fungi, Ascomycota, Eurotiomycetes, Eurotiales, Aspergillaceae. The transcript is spliced from 2 exons. The coding region runs from base 1 to 2292 and encodes 763 amino acids. The record is from RefSeq and is a predicted model, not a curated record.
AUGCGCUCCCAACGUUCUCGAGCGGCUUUCGAGCCUAUCUCCCCCGAUGUGGACAUCGCCGCGCUUGUUGAUUCUACACCAAACUUUGAGUAUGCCCACCGAAUAGACUGUCACUCCAUUGAUGACCUUGGCCUGGAAAAAUUCGAAAAGAUGGUUUUGGGUCUCGUGAUACUGGGUGGGAAACCGCUAGUCAUUGGGGGCUUCAAUGAGAGGCUGAAUGGCUCUAUAUUCUCCGCCAAAUGGCUACGUUCACGAUACUCUAAGAAGACCGAGAUUGCUCGAAAUUUAGUCACAAAGACUGACCUUCCACUGACCAUUGGCCACUAUCUGGACAAUAUGCCGAUGCUGACCAGCCAGUGGAACGCAUACAAUUAUCGAGACCCGGACAGGCAACGGCUUUAUCUGAAAGACAUUGACUGUCCCACAGAAUGGCAUAGGACGCUGAGGCAAAUCAUUCCUCCAACCCUUUUCUAUCUGAACAAGUCACCAGAACCAUUCCAGGGACCAGGAUCCUGUACCGUGCCGUCCUCUCAAACUAUGACCCCCUCCGGGGUGCCCGUAGCACCGGCUGGUGAUCUGAUGAGCUGUCUACCGGUGGAUAUGCGUGCACAGAACUUGAUGUGCUAUAUCGGUCACGAAGGCACAUAUACUCCUGCCCACCAAGAAAUGUGCGCGAGCUUGGGACAGAACAUAAUGGUCGAGGCGUCUGACGGCAGGAUGGAAAACGGGAAGCCAACUAAGCCUGGGUCGUCCGUCUGGUUUAUGACUGAAAGCAAGGACCGCGAUGUGGUCGCCGAGUACUGGAUGUCUGUCCUCGGGCAUGACAUCGACAUUGAGGACCACUUUGCUCAGAUUAACGCCUGGAAAUCUGCCCCCUUUACAACAUACAUCGUUGAACAACGGGUGGGGGAUUUCAUUCUGGUUCCUCCGCUCGCGGCACACCAGGUGUGGAAUCGAGGUACGCGAACGAUAAAAGUAGCGUGGAAUCGAACCACGGUGCAGACUUUGAAGCUGGCUUUGAACGAAGCACUGCCGCAUGCCCGAAUGGUGUGCCGGGACGAACAAUAUAAGAAUAAAGCCAUUGUGUUUUACUCCCUUCAACACUAUUCCGGCCUCCUCUCUCAAAUUGACCAGUCUCAGAUGUCGAGCCGAAAAGUCCAGCAACUGCUCAAGGAUUUUGAACAGCUCUUCAAUCUAUACACACAGAUUCUGCUCUCUGAAAGUUUUGUGCUCGAUGCGCCGGCUGAGAAGGAUGUUGAGUACAUCGAGUUUGACAGCAAUAUCACGUGCUCAUAUUGCAGAGGUAACAUCUUCAACAGGUUUCUGACCUGUCCAUGGUGUGCCGGCGAUGAUGGCGAGAAUGCCUACGAUAUUUGUAUGGAAUGUUAUGUCCAGGGGAGGAGUUGCGCUUGUAUCUCCAAGCUCAAAUGGGCCGAACAGUUUCAUUGGGAUGACCUUACCGGAAAACAUGAGGACUGGAGACAUCUAUUAAUGAGGCUGACCGGAAGCUCCGAGGAAGCAUAUCCGUGUCUUCCGGCGAAACGAGCGCAAUUGGGCAAAAAGACACUCGCCGAGAUCUGUCAGGAACAGCUCAGAGAGCGCCCGUGGGUUGACAUCACAAAGCCAGUCGUUGAAAAAGUGGUAGAAAUCCCUAGCGACUCGGACGACGUUACGCCAGCUCGAAAACGACGAAAGACGCGCCCGAGUGAUAAUGACGGGAAAAUCGGGCGAUGCCAUGUUUGCAAGUACGCUGAUCCGUCGUGGAAACUUGCUUCGUGCUCCAAUUGCCGUCUGAAAUACUGUUACGGCACCCUGUUCCGGGCGUUCAACAUCAAGCCCCAGGAUGUCCUUGAGCUGUACCACUGGAUUUGUCCGAAGUGCCAGAAGUUCUGCAGCUGUGCCAAGUGCCGCCGAGACCCUUCGAUGACCCCGUACGAACCGACGAGCACUCAUCUCGGCCAUGACACGAAGAAGAUCGCAGACCCCCGCAGUGUUGAGAGUCUCGUGGACCAACGGCAUUCGAAUGCUCGAUGGCUCAAGAAAGCCGGCGACGACGAGAUCAAUCGGCUGAGGAAGCACCAAAGAGAGGCCGACGAGAAGCGCAGCCAAGCGCUGAUCGAACACAGUAUUCAACUGGAGGAGCUCCCUCAGAUGCCCCAGACACCCGAAAACUACUUUUUCCUGCAAGAGAUGGCAGGACGCGGUCUGGCGGAAGACCAUGACAUUCCUGUUGACCCAGCUCUGCAGAGCUUUGACGAAUUUUUCUCCACACCGCAAACCUCACUCAGCUAG